Molecule: messenger RNA, 487 nt
Organism: Guillardia theta CCMP2712
Lineage: Eukaryota; Cryptophyceae; Pyrenomonadales; Geminigeraceae
Exons: 2
Coding region: 89-376 (95 amino acids)
Source: RefSeq, a predicted model, not a curated record
GCGAACGUAAUGGUCAAACCUGGUUCCCGUCAGGGACCUCAACUUACUAGCAUCGCGGUCCCGCUUGUCUGCCUUGUCAGCUACUAGGAUGGGCUUAGGUCCGAGGCCCUCACGCAGAAUACUGCCAAUCUUCUCAGCCGCUCGCGGGCGGGUACGGAUCUCAGCCAUAAGCUCUGGGAAAGCAUAUGUCACUGAGGUGUGCGAGAUGCUGGGGAUUGAUGCUGCGAAUGCGACCUCGAAUGUGUAUGUUAUUGCAUUGGAGCUGCAGAAGAAGGACAUGAAGACGGAGCUGCAGCUGCAGAAGAAGGACAAUGAUGGAGAAGGAGCUGCAGCUGCAGAAGAAGGACAUGGAGACGCAGCUGCAGCAGCUUGCUAAUUACUACAAGUGUCAACUGUCAUUCCUCACCCAAAGGUAUAUCCUUGAGAAGCGUUUUGCGACCUGCUGUAACGCUUCAGCAAGAUUCACAAUGAAAUCAUUGCCUCCCGU